AAGAAACUGGGAAUGAGUACACUUGUAAGGUCCAUGAGGCCUUGCGAGCCGUUUAGAUGAGAAGUUGAAACUGCUCAGUAAGCAGAACAACCAAAAGAGUAAAUUGACGAAAACGUACACCACUUAACAGGUCUUUCAGCUGUUUAAAAAUAUGGCUCCAAGAGGAUAUUUUACCACAGGAAGUCUUUCAGCAUUCAUUUUCCUCGGAAUAAUCAGAGGAACUUUCUCUGUGGCGAUUCACUUUGCGGUUCAUUCUUACAAAUCACCGAGCCUCGUAUUUCUUCUUCGAACACCAGGGACUGUGGCACUGUAUUUUGUUUUUAUGGUUUUCCUUUCUAGUAGAGACAGCGAAGGCAAGGAAAUAUUCCGCAACAACUUCAGAACUGCAAAAAAUUACUGGAGGUUUGCUGUGAUGGGUUUUGUACAGCUUGCUGCUCCAUACAUGUUAUUUAUGUAUGGACUGAAAGUGUUAAAUCCUUCAACCGGUGGUGUAUUCAUGGCGGCCGCUCCAUGGCUGUCUAUUUUGUUAGAGCGAUUGCCUUUUCUUAGGACUGGUUAUCCAGUACCCACAAGCAAGUUUGCUGCAAUUGCUGUUGGCUGUGUGGGUAUCAUCCUUGUCUCUGUUUCAGGCAUUGGCUUAGCAGCAGAAAGUGAGGGUCACUGUGGUUAUAAAGAUGUACCAACACCUGAUACAAAUGAAACUUCAGUGAUGGAAGUCAGCAAAAGAAUUAUGAACACUACUAAUGUAACAGAUGCCACUGUAAGGAAACAAUAUUGUACUCCGUUCACAGCUACAGAGCUAGCAACAGCUUUGCUGGCUCUCAUUGGUGGAUCGUUGAUGUGGUCUAUUAGUUCAAUAUUUUGGCGUUCUAACCGAGGGAACAUUCAUUAUGUCAGUGGUGGUGUUGGAAACAAUAUAUUUGGUGGAUGCUUUGCCCUUCUCCUGUUUCUAAUACUGCAGCGAUUUGAGGAAAUUGAUCAGAUAAACUGGAGUGAUGGUGCAGCAGUUCUCUCCAUAAUAUUUCUCACAAUAAUUUCUGGUUGGCUGGCGGCUGUUAUUGUAGAUUACAUGUACAAGGAAGUUGGUGCACUGGUGACCAACCGAGUGCUAUGCCUUGUUCCAUUAGUAGCCUGGUUUGAAGACUGGAUGUUUGUCAGAAAAUUUGAGAUGCUGAAUGUUUUGUACGUCACUAUUGAGGUUGUUGGUAAGUACCGCACAGUUUACAUAAACUACUUUUAAUGCAUUACAUCAAGCACUGAUUAAUGAGACCGAUUUCUACAGGCUAAACAUAAAACUGCCAAAAAUGUCUUGCAAGGGGCUGACCAGCUGCUAGGGGUCUAGGAGGAUGUUUUACAAAGCCAAAUGAAACCCCUUAAGUAAAAGAAUCGAAUACAAUUAAUCAAUACAUGUACAACACCCAAAACCUUAACUUUCUUACAAAAAAGCUUUAUAUCUAUCCCAUCAUGGAAGUUUU
Orbicella faveolata is the source of this 1475-nucleotide messenger RNA. RefSeq lists its product as uncharacterized. The record is from RefSeq and is a predicted model, not a curated record. Gene Ontology annotation, cellular component: membrane. Lineage: Eukaryota; Metazoa; Cnidaria; Anthozoa; Scleractinia; Merulinidae.